AUGACACUGACCCAAUGGGAUCACUACGAUGUGGUGUUGUGUAAAUUUUUCCCGGCUAGUCUAAGAGAUGAAUCCCUAUUAUGGUAUAACAAUCUACCCAAAGGCUCAAUCAAGUCGUUUGCUCGCCUAUUCGAGCUAUUUUUAGAAACAUAUAUUCAUAACAGUCGAAUUCGACCAGAAGUUGAUGCGUUGUUUCAAAUAUCUAGAGGACCGAACGAGUCGCUUCGUUCCUUGGUGACACGAUGGAGAAAACUAUGUGCUGAGAUCGGAAAGGUCCCUGAAGACUAUGCAAUCUUAGGUUUCAAGAAUAGUCUUAGAAAGACAGACCCCAUAGCCUUGGAGGAACUCCAGGAUGGAACUUAUGACAAGAUGGCAAAAGGAACUAGUAGAGGAGAAAAUGUGGUAGAACCACAGAACCCUCCAGUGCCAUCCCAAGGAGCAGGGCGAUCCAACAAUGGGUCAACCCAGCUCGACAAACAUCGGACUGGAGGAUGGAAGGAAGAGACCAGGCCCAACAGAAGAAGGGAAAGUUCAUUGAUCCAGUCUAUACAAAACUGA
Papaver somniferum (opium poppy) is the source of this 558-nucleotide messenger RNA. RefSeq lists its product as uncharacterized. Lineage: Eukaryota; Viridiplantae; Streptophyta; Magnoliopsida; Ranunculales; Papaveraceae. The record is from RefSeq and is a predicted model, not a curated record. The transcript has a single exon. The coding region runs from base 1 to 558 and encodes 185 amino acids.